Messenger RNA from Caenorhabditis briggsae, 111 nucleotides. The record is from RefSeq and is a predicted model, not a curated record. The coding region runs from base 1 to 111 and encodes 36 amino acids. The transcript has a single exon. Lineage: Eukaryota; Metazoa; Nematoda; Chromadorea; Rhabditida; Rhabditidae.
AUGUUGUUUUCAUUAAAUUUGAUCACCGUCGAAGAGAGUUAUGCGCCUUCUAAGCUAGCCGAAGAGACGCAGAGAAACGAGAAGACUCUCGUCGUCGGCGCCCACUCCUGA